GCGCCUCCCCUUUUCCUCUAUAUAUGACCAGCCUCAACUCAUCCGCUGUUUUACACUGUGCGUUCUCACUCAGAGAGAAGAUGUGGUCAGGAUAGAACUGCGCUCCUUUUCUUGCGUGCACCAAAUUGCGUUUUUAAACGAAACCUCUUGUUGCUUCCCGCGUACGUUUGUUUCCCCCCCUCCCCCCUUCUCGUUUAGCUCUUUGUGGGUUUGUUUGUUACAAUGAAGGCCAGCGCACCGGUUCGCCCUCAUAAGGUUUCUUCUGGCUGCAGUCAGCUCUCAUUGCGUUAUUUGUCGGAGUGCAGCCGAUGCAAAAUGGAAGAGGAGGAUCUUUUCUGUCUGCAGUACGACAUGAACGACUGCUACAGCCGACUCAAGCGCCUGGUGCCCACUAUUCCGCAGGAUAAGAAAGUCAGUAAAGUGGAGAUCCUCCAGCAUGUCAUUGACUAUAUCCUGGACCUGCAGCUGGCGUUGGAGACGCACCCGGCUCUCCUGAAACAGACGAGCCCACCCGCCUCCACACGGACCCCUCUCACACAAAUCAACACAGAGCAGAGGACGACGGGUGUCAAUAAGGAAGACUCAAUUUUGUGUCGCUGAAAUGUUGCACACCGGUGUGCACUGAACCCAUCCAAAGCCAAGCCCAGCUUCACCAGGGAAUCCAACACACACCAGGCCCAAUC
Messenger RNA from Sinocyclocheilus anshuiensis, 683 nucleotides. Its product is annotated as DNA-binding protein inhibitor ID-4-like. Gene Ontology annotation, cellular component: nucleus; cytoplasm. Gene Ontology annotation, molecular function: protein dimerization activity; transcription regulator activity. Bases 223 to 600 code for a protein of 125 amino acids. Lineage: Eukaryota; Metazoa; Chordata; Actinopteri; Cypriniformes; Cyprinidae. The record is from RefSeq and is a predicted model, not a curated record. Gene Ontology annotation, biological process: negative regulation of transcription by RNA polymerase II; cell differentiation; circadian regulation of gene expression. The transcript is spliced from 3 exons.